CUCACAGGCGGAAUUUACAAACAAAGCCUAAAAACACAACCGGCUGUGCGCAAAUUAGCAAAAAAUCAAUUACUAGUUGUGAAAUAAGCAUAACUGGUGACUAAUAGUGAUAUAUUAGGGCUCUACAAGAAAUAAUAAUUCAGAAAAAGCAUAACAAUGGCAGAUCCUCGCAUUCGCCAAUUGGUAAUCAAAACGGGUGUUAUUAAGCGGCUGACCAAGGAGAAAACUGUUUAUGAGAAGGAAGUGAACAUCGAAAUAGCUCGGUUAAAUAAAUUUAAAACAGAUGGCGCUGAUGACCAUGUGCUGCGCAAGCAGCAGGAGGUAAUACAGGAGUGCCAAAUGAUGAUCCCAGACUCCAAGCGACGAUUGGAGAAGGAACUCGAAGUGCUGCAAAAGUAUCUGGAUGAUGAGCAGGAUCUCAAGGAUUCAGAGACCUACACAAAGGCAUUGGAGGUGCUUACCGAAGCCAAAUCUGUAUUAGAAGCUUAAGCCAGCAACUGGUCGUUCCCCAUUAAUAGGCUUUUCCUAUAUUUUAAGCACUCUUUCUCAAAACAUGUAUUUACGUUAACCAACACUAGACACA
Molecule: messenger RNA, 583 nt
Organism: Drosophila busckii
Lineage: Eukaryota; Metazoa; Arthropoda; Insecta; Diptera; Drosophilidae
Gene: Tbca
Product: tubulin-specific chaperone A
Exons: 2
Coding region: 157-489 (110 amino acids)
Biological process (GO): tubulin complex assembly; post-chaperonin tubulin folding pathway
Cellular component (GO): cytosol; microtubule cytoskeleton
Molecular function (GO): beta-tubulin binding
Source: RefSeq, a predicted model, not a curated record